Molecule: messenger RNA, 12057 nt
Organism: Hemiscyllium ocellatum (epaulette shark)
Lineage: Eukaryota; Metazoa; Chordata; Chondrichthyes; Orectolobiformes; Hemiscylliidae
Product: tyrosine-protein kinase JAK2-like
Exons: 27
Coding region: 966-4349 (1127 amino acids)
Biological process (GO): cell differentiation; peptidyl-tyrosine phosphorylation; intracellular signal transduction
Cellular component (GO): cytoskeleton; membrane; cytosol
Molecular function (GO): cytokine receptor binding; histone binding; non-membrane spanning protein tyrosine kinase activity
Source: RefSeq, a predicted model, not a curated record
CCGUCUGCUGUUUUGCAGACUAGUUCCGGGUGAAGGAGAAUCGGUUUUGUUUUCUCUCUCUCCCUUCUCUGGUUUAAUUGUAAACUUUUGUGGGUUUAUGCCUCGGAGGAAGCAGUAAAUUUGAGCAGGGUUGGAGUGAAGGGGAGAAGAGAGCAGAGAGGGUGAAGUUGCAGCAAAUGUCUUUGACUUUCUGCCCUGUUCGUUUGCGGCUUCCGCCCCAAUCCGAGUUUUGUACCGAGCCAAGUGAAGAAGCCCCCCCACCGCGAGCAGCGGCUGUAUAACCAGGAAAUAAAGUCGCAUAUAAGUAUUUUGAUUCCCUUCCUUGUGACGGACGCAGCUUCGCCUCUUUAUUUUUGUGUUGUUGCGUGACAUUGUUGAAGAUUUAACUCUGAAAGCGGUGUGGAGGCAGUACGAAGUGAUCAGCAGCGACCCAGGUAAAAACAAUGACUGCAGAUGCUGGAAACCAGAUUCUGGAUUAGUGCUGUUGGAAAAGCACAGCAAUUCAGGCAGCGUACGAGGAGCAAUAAAAUCGAUGUUUCGGGCAAAAGCCCUUCAUCAGGAAUACAGGCAGAGUGCCUGAAGGGUGAAGAAAUCGUGCAUUGAAGCACUGGGAGCAUCCAAUAGCUUCGGUAGAAGGACCUUGGGAAGUGGCUUUUCCCCACUGUGCCUUAGUGCAGAUACAAGCUUUGGUGCCUCCCUCAGCACGUAGCCCUGGAGUAUUCAUAGAGAUGUGGUUCAAAUAGCUUCUGUCUGCUGGUUAAAUAGACUGUGUUUCUUUGCUAAUGUGAGCAUCACUGGCAAGGCCGGCCUUUCUGACCUGUCCUUAAUUAUCCUUGAACUGAGUGGAUUGCUAGACCGUUCCAGGUUUAAGGAGCUGUGGGUCAAAUCAUCUGAUGCAUACUGUGGAUGUGAGGAAGCUUUGUGAGUUGUAAGGGGAAGAAAGAGACUUUUCCUACUAUUACAAAAUGAUGGCGUGCAUUACAGUGACUGAUGUGGAAACUGGAUCAACGCCUCUUCAAAAUGGAGAUCUUCAUCAAAGCUCACGAGCACCCAAACGGACUGGAGCGGGACUUCAAGUAAAACUUUAUCCCAUCCCUGGCAAACCGGAUAACAACUCCUUAACAUUUCCACCAGAUAAAUAUGUUGCAGAAGAGAUUUGCAUUGCAGCUGCCAAAGCCUGUGGUUUCUCACCAGUGUAUUAUACCCUUUUUGCUCUGAUGAAUGAACGAGACCGGUAUUGGUAUCCUCCAAACCAUAUCUUCGAUGUUGAUGACUCUGCAGAUGUAACGAUCAUUUUUCGACUAAGAUUCUACUUUCCACAUUGGUACAGUCCUGGAAAAAAAAGAGCUUAUCGUUACGGAGUUGUCAAGGGUGCAGAGAGUCCUUUUAUUGAUGAUAACACCAUGACUUAUCUUUUUGCUCAGUGGCGUGAUGACUUCAUUAAUGGAUGGAUAAAAGUGCCAGUUACACACGAAACUCAAGAGGAAUGCCUUGGUAUGGCAGUGCUCGAUAUUAUGAGAAUGGCAAAGGAGAAAGACCAAUCUCCUUUAGACAUCUAUCACUCAACCAGUUACAAAUCGUUCUUGCCGAAAAAUAUUCGUCUACAGAUCCAAAAUUACCACUUUGUCACAAGGAAACGGAUCCGAUUCAGAUUUUACCAGUUCAUCCGGCAAUUCAGCCAGUGUAAUGCAAGUGCCCGAGAUUUGAAGUUGAAAUAUUUGAUUAACAUGGAAUCUCUUCAGCCUGCUUUUUUCUCGGAGCAUUUUGAAGUGAAGGAGCCAGUACAAGGACCUGCAGGAGAAGAUGUAUUUACGAUUGUUGUAACUGGAAACGGAGGCAUUCAGUGGAUGAAGGGAAAAUAUAAAGACACUGAUUCUCAACCUGAUCAGGAGCUACAGCCUUAUUGUGAUUUCCCCGAUAUCAUCAAUGUCAGCAUCAAGCAAGCAAGCAAAGAUGGCUCCUCCGAGGGGAGAAUAGUCACCAUAAUCAAACAGGACAGCAAGACCUUGGAAGUUGAGUUUCCGUCCCUGAAAGAAGGCUUCUCAUUUGUCUCACUAAUCGAUGGAUACUAUAGGCUAACUGCAGAUGCUCACCACUACCUCUGUAAAGAAGUUGCCCCCCCUCAAUUGUUGGAAAACAUCCAGAGCAAUUGUCAUGGACCCAUCUCGAUGGACUUUGCUGUGAAUAAACUCAGGAAGGCAGGAAAUCAGAAAGGCUUUUUCAUUCUUCGAUGCAGUCCCAAGGAGUUUAAUAAGUACUUUCUCACUGUAGCUAUAGAGAAGAACAAUGUGAUUGAAUGCAGGCAUUGCCUGAUUACCAAGAAUGAGAACAAUGAAUACAAUCUGAAUGGAGCAAAGAAGAUUUUCAACAGCCUCAGAGAGUUGUUGAACUGCUACAAAAAAGAAACUGUCCGAUCUGAUGGUGUUUUGUUCCAGUUUAGCAAAUGCUGUCCACCAAAGCCCAAAGAUAAAUCUAAUCUUCUGAUCUUGAGAAGCAACAGUGCAUCUGAUGUGCCAACAUCCCCGACAUUGCAAAGGCACAAUGUCAGCCAAAUGAUUUUUCACACAAUCAGGAAAGAAGAUUUGGUUUUUGGUGAAAGCCUUGGGCAAGGAACAUUCACCAAAAUCUUCAAAGGCGUGCGCGUAGAACUGGGAGAUUAUGGUAAGGUACACAAGACAGACGUUCUACUAAAGGUCCUAGAAAAAGCACACAGAAAUUACUCAGAGUCCUUCUUCGAGGCUGCAAGUAUGAUGAGCCAACUGUCCUAUAAGCACUUGGUGUUGAAUUAUGGAAUCUGUGUGUGUGGUGAAGAGAAUAUCAUGGUUCAGGAGUAUGUGAAGUUUGGAUCGUUGGACACAUAUUUGAAGAGAAACAAAAACAAUGUGAACAUCCUGUGGAAACUGGAGGUGGCGAAACAACUGGCUUGGGCAAUGCACUUUUUAGAAGACCGAAACCUUGUCCAUGGAAACGUUUGCGCCAAGAAUGUCCUGAUGAUCAGGGAAGAGGACCGGAAAACUGGAAACCCUCCAUUUAUAAAGCUUGCUGAUCCUGGAGUCGGUAUGAUGGUUCUACCGAAAGAUGUUCUCAUUGAACGGAUUCCCUGGGUGCCGCCAGAAUGCAUCGAGGAUCCCAAGAACUUGAAUCUGGCAACAGACAAAUGGAGUUUUGGUGCCACUUUGUGGGAGAUUUGCAGUGGUGGAGAUAAACCACUGGGCCCAUUUGAUUCCACGCGGAAACUGCAGUUUUAUGAAGAUAAGCAUCAACUUCCUGCACCUAAGUGGCUAGAGCUAGCCAAUCUCAUCAAUUUCUGCAUGAAUUAUGAUCCAGACUUCAGGCCUUCAUUUCGUGUCAUAAUACGUGACCUGAACAGCCUUUUUACCCCAGAUUAUGAGUUAUUGGCUGAAAGUGACCUACUCCCAAAUAUGCGAGGUGGUGGGCUUGGCUUCCUUGGAGCUGGUACAAACCAUGAUGUUGUGCAGUUUGAGGAACGGCAUCUCAUAUUUUUGCAACAGUUGGGCAAGGGUAACUUUGGCAGUGUCGAGCUCUGCCGGUAUGAUCCACUCCAGGACAGCACAGGCGAUGUGGUGGCUGUGAAGAAGCUACAACAGAGCACCGCAGAACACCUGCGUGACUUUGAAAGAGAAAUUGAGAUCCUUAAGUCUCUUCAGCACGACAACAUUGUCAAGUACAAAGGAGUGUGCUACAGUGCUGGACGGCGAAAUUUGCGAUUAAUAAUGGAGUACCUACCUCACGGCAGCUUGCGUGACUAUUUACAGAAGAAUAAAGAGCGGAUUGAUCACAAGAAGCUGCUGGCAUAUGCUUCUCAGAUCUGCAAGGGAAUGGAGUAUCUAGGAACCAAGCGAUAUAUACACAGAGAUCUGGCAACACGGAACAUUCUCGUAGAAAAUGAGAACAGGGUGAAAAUUGGUGAUUUUGGCUUGACCAAAGUAUUGCCACAAGACAAGGAAUAUUACAAGGUGAAAGAGCCAGGAGAAAGUCCAAUCUUUUGGUACGCACUGGAGUCUCUAAUGGAAAACAAAUUUUCAGUGGCUUCAGAUGUUUGGAGCUUUGGAGUGGUGCUAUAUGAGCUUUUCACAUACAGCGAGAAGACCAAAAGUCCACCGUCGGAAUUCAUGCGUAUGAUCGGCAGUGAUAAGCAAGGGCAGAUGAUUGUCUUCCAUUUGAUUGAGCUACUUAAAGAGGGUAGACGACUGCCAAAUCCAGAUGGCUGUUCUGACACGAUGUAUUCAACAAUGACGGAAUGCUGGAACACUGUGUCAACUCAGCGCCCAACUUUUAAGGAGCUCGCUCAGAAAGUGGACUCCAUGAAGGAUCCUAUGGGAGGAUGAGUUUGCAGAAACUUCAACCGGGAUACUCUGAAGUCCCAGCACAAUUGCUGCUUUUCCAGUCUGUAUCUGGCAAGGAUCACUUUGGACUCCUUUCUCAGCCUGUGGGAAAUGUUAGUCCUUUCGUAGUGGUGUCGCAGUUCAGCAGGACAGGCUGGUAAAUUAUUGGUGUUGUAACUACGAAAUGAUUUGCCCACUUCAGGCCUGCUGACAUGUGGGUCUAAUACUGCAGCUGUUUAUAACAGGAGUUAAAUAUGUGGUGAUGAUACUUCCGACACAGUGAUGCUUGGAGUUUAUCAUUGCUGGAGGGCCUUCAGUGGUGAAUAUUACACUUGAUGUUAUCUGUGCUACUUGCACAUCAGCUGACUAAAGAAAAAGAUUCUAAUUUUGAAUUUGCCCAUUGUACCCUAAAACUGUGCUAAUUGUAAUUUCGACAAAGAUUGCAGAAUAAUUUCACUUAUGUAGGAUCUUAUUUGGACUUGUCAUAGACUAGAUUUCAAAUAGUGGUGACAAGAAUUUGGAUAAGUCCCUUGCUAUGAUAUUUAUUAUAUAUGUAUUAGUUUGGCAAUAUUACCUACAAAAGGAAAAGAUCAAUUUCUGAAAUUGAAAAUUUUCAUGAAUCAACCAGGCUGUGGCUGUGAGUAUCGUGAUGCAUUAAAUGGUGAUGUAAGAAGCGUAUGUUACUGCAGAAUAUUGUAGAUGUUGAACUGGUGAUACGUUCAAGGAUUUGCGAGCAGUGCUUAGAUUUGGGAGUUGUAGCUUCAUAAUAUCUUGAAGAAUCCACAUUCAUGAGGGAAUAAUUGUUUGCUACAUGACCCGGAAUAUUAAACAAUGCAUAGUUUGUGGUGACACUUAAUCUGCCUUAUGAUAUCCAUUUGUUAUUCUUUGUAACAUCUGGAUCAGUUGUGAAGGAGAAAUAUGUUGAACACCAUUUGCUUAGGUUGAUUAUAUGAAGAGAAGCUCAGGGAUAUUUUGCGCUUUUUUUUUUCAAACGAAGAAAAUGAUCGAUGCAGCAUUAGUUGUUUCAUCAAAAAAUGAAUUAAUUUACAUCCAUGAAUUCAGUAGGCACUCAUGCCAAAAUACCUUUUUAAUUCUGCCACCUCCACCACCUCAUGGGCACAGAGGGGUGAAUAACAAAUACCAGUCUUGUUCAGUAUUAUGCCCAUCCCAAGGACGUUUUUCCAGAAAUCAUGCAAACAUAGUCUUUACCCCGCAAUAGAAAAUCAUUCUUCAGCUAUACAAGCAAGCACAACCAAAACGUAGAAAUAAAGUGACCAAGAUUUUAUUUUCCUUCUUUAUUAAUUUAAUUUUCUACAGACUCUUAAGUUUACUUCCAUCCUUACAAUACCAGUUUGAACUCAAAACUCUGAACAGGGAAGGCCAUAUCCUAAAGGUAUUCUCCCUAUGCUAUUGACUUAGAUUCGCAGGUAAUGUUCAGAGGACAUGACAGAAGGUGGAAUUUGAAUGUCGUGAAAAAUCCAGAAUUAAGAGUCUAACAAUGACCAUGAAAUUGUUGUUAAAAACUCAGCUGGUUCAUGAUUAUCCUUUAUGGAAGGAAACUGUGGUCCUUACUUGGUCUGGCCUACAUGUGACUCCAAAUCCACAGCAAUGUGAUUGGCUGUUAACUGCCUCUAGGCAAUUCAGCAUGGGCAAUUAAAUUCUGGCCUGGCCAGAGACCUCUACAUCUAACAAAAUAAACAGAAGUUAUUAAUGAUGCAGGGUUUGUAAAGCAGCAGCUGAAAUUGUUCACCUGGGAAUGCAGUAAUUUCUGUGAAUGAGCCACACAACACAGGUACACUACUUGCUGCAAACCCACAUUAAAAAUGUCCAUUUGUGAACAAGGAGAGUUAUCCAACCGACAAGAAUAAAUGUAAAUUACAUGUUUUUGUGUUCAUUCCUCCAUUUUUGUUACAAUGAACAGACUGCAUCACUUCAUUCAGCCCUUCAUACAACACUCGUCCACCACAUGUGAACCACGUAAAGUAUUGUAGCAGAAUUGGUCUGGUAUUGGUUGACUGUAGAGAGGGGAAUAGUCAAAUAGAAGUGUAGAGUAUAGCACUCUAAUGUCAGCGCUAUGUAUUACCUCGGGCUAUUUACCUUUGUGUCCCGUUCUGUGUGAUAUUCCAGCUUUUGGAUAUGAAUUUUGGAAAAGCCAUUUCCAGGAUGGAGGCUUGUGAUCAACAGGUAGUAAUCACUGUACUGUCUUUACCAGUAUCCCUCUGUUUGCAGCAAAAUUACUCAGGACCAUGUUCCAUUAAGCAGUGCAUACCACUACGGGAGCUAUUAUCAAGUGUUUUAGCUUUGAUUCAUGUUGUGCUCAUUGAGUUUUCUUGCAAUGCUCACUGAACAGUGAGCAGUCCAGGAGUAUUCUCAUUGGAAUAUGUCAUCAGGGACAUUUUGAGGCAAUGAGUGCAGAAUACCAGACUAGAAAUGUGUUCAUGCUAUAAAGCAUAUUGGCUUAAGUACAAACUCUGCAUUGCAUUGAUGCCAAACAACUGAAUAAACCAACAGUGUGUGUUAUCACUCCUCAGGGUUUGCAAGUCAUUCAUGAAGCACAUGAGAAAGCCAGAAGAUACUUACUUUCUUUAGGGCUGGGCUAAUUAAAAUGGAAAAACUUCUAUUCACGUUCUCUCUGACACGUACAUCCUCAGAAACCACUUUCCUCCUUGCAUCUUCCUUAGUGCACACUUUUUUGGAAUUUUAUCUUUCCAUGAAUUCCUGAAAACAAAUAGCAAACUAAUCAACAAAGGACUGUGUACUUUAAUUUGUCUGCAAAGUUUUGACAACUUUUCAAUCUAACUUUUUUCAGCUGUUACCCAAAUAAAGAAAAAAUAUUGUUCGGUGUGAAUGAGAAAUGUAAACAGCAAGUGAGCACUUUCAUAAUUGGUGCAACCACUAAAGCCAUUGUGUGACAUUAUUUACUUAAAAAAAUAAUUCAUGGAUGAAUGUGAAUGUCAUUGGUAGGGUCAACGUUUGUUAAUUUCUCAAAGACCGUUAGAGUGUAGUUAAAUCUCCACCGUCUGCUCAGAGUAAAUAAUGAGUGUAUUGAAAGUGCUGUUCUCUACUGAGCUAUUGUGUUGCUAUAUAGUUAGUAAGGAGCUUGCUGGCUAUUUCAUACCUGAAAAGUGUGCCAUUUUGGAAUGGUUCCCAGCUACUUUGGAACUGAAAUCAGAUCUUCAUGUUUCCAAUUCUUUAUAUAAAUGGUAGCUUUAGCAUUGCACAGUCUGCAUUUAUACAGCACCUUUACUAGCAUGCAAAGUUCCAGAAUUUGCAAAUAUUUUCAAAUAAAAGAAUUGUCUGCAUGUUUUGGACAUGAGAUCAAAGCAGUGUGUUUGAUAGAACAUAGAAAAGUACGGCACAGAACAUGGCCCUUUGGCCCACAAUGUUUUGCCGAGGAUUAAUCCUAAUGUAAAAUAAAAUUACUUAAUCUACGCACCCCUCAAUUCACUGCUAUCCAUGUGCUUGUCCAGCAGUCGCUUAAAUGUCCCUAAUGACUCUGCUUCCACCACCACCGCUGACAAUGCAUUCACAACUCUCUGCGUAAAGAACCUAUGUCUGACGUCCCCUCUAUACCUUUCUCCUAAUAUCUCAAGCAGCAUAUUAAAGGAUGAAAGUGAGCUGGAAAGGUUGAAAUCGGGAGUUCAAAGUCUAGAUGAUGGGCUGGUCAUCCAGACAGAUUUUUGUACUUUAGUCUUCUUUGAAUAGCCAUGGGAAGACCAUUGCCUGAUCUACAUAAUUCAGUAAAUCAAACUGUCACUCCAAAGUGUGUACUGUGCUUCUAUCAUCAUGAACCAUAUGUUGUUAAAAACUGUACUUAGCAGCAGAAAUGUACUAAUGUCAACGUAGAUCACUUAAUGCAACCAUGAAGGAUUCAAGAGUAAGGUGGAGAUCUGACAUGAGCUGAAGGAUUUCUGGUAGAUUAAUAGGAAGGGUGAGCAAUAUGUUUCAAUUCAUUUGAGGUUAUUAAUACAAUGAUCACAAAAUAAUAUUAGUCAGUAUAAAUUGACAAAUAAGCACCACUUGCAAUGAAACCUGAAAAUGACAUGAGACAGUGUCUUUAGAUGGUGCAUGAUGGUGUGAUUUCAAUCAGCACCGAUUCAAGCUUCAUUUUAAAUUAUCCCAAGCUAGCUUUUAAGCAUGAUUUAGGAUUUCCUGCCAGAUUUACAAUGUGCAAUAAUCUAAUCAUAUUAGAGUAAAAAAUGAAAGUGACAUGGGGUUAGGGACAGUGGCUCAAGUGGUUAGCACUGCUGCCUGAGGGAGCUAGCAACUUGAUGGGCUGACUGGCUUGCUUCCAUACUAUAGGGAUUCUGAAUAAAGGUAUAUCUUUUAAUUUUCAACAUAAAUGUUAACAAGUUGUGAAUUAUUGUAAGAAGAUAUUUGCUUACUUCAGAGUCAUCACAUUCUAACUACAAAUAUGUUUGUUAAAAGAAAAUGCUUGUUCUUUAAAUGACAUUGUUUCUGCAGAUUAUUAUAAGUGCUUUUUUAAAAAUUCAUUCUUGGGAUGAGGUCAGUGCUGGCUAGGCCAACAUUUAUUGCCUAUUCCUAAUUGCCCAGAGGGUAGUUAAGAGUCAACCACACUGCUGUGGGUCUGGAGUCACAUAUAGGCCAGACAGGGAAGGAUGGCAGUUUUCCUCCUAAAAGACAUUCGUGAGCCAGAUUUUUUUUUUCCCCACAAUCAACAUGGAUACACACAGUUAUCAUUACACUCUUAAUUCCAGAUUAUUUUUAUUGAAUUCAAAUUCAUCAUCAUCUGUGGUGGGACAAAUGAGAGUGAUAACUGUUUAUUUAUACUUGGUAAUAAUUUAGGCCACAGAACAUCCAUCACCACCAGACAAGUUUUAGAAUACAAAAUAUACCUGUUGCAUGGAUCAAAAUGAUUAUCCAUAUGUAAAAUGACACUAAAUUUUGGUUGUACUCCACAAAGAUCUAGAAUCCUUGUAGUGUUACCAGAAGAUGUGUACCCAUUGAUUAAGAUUGUUUGUUUUUUUUUGUAGCUUUGUAAUAGCUUUUUGUAGAUUUUCUUUGCAAUAUCCAGCAGUAAUCAUAACUACAUAGAUGCCAAUUAAUAACAAUUGUUUACAUUUUGGACAAUGACAACUAACUGAAUCUAAGAAUAGUUUGCCUUAUAACCUUGGAAUUACAGUCCUAUGUUCUUCAAAUCAAACUUUGUAAAAUUGAAACCUAAAUUUCUGAAACAAGGGCAGUGAUGACAUAGUGCUAAUGUCCAUGAUCUAGUAAUGCAGAAACUCAGCUACCAUUCUGGUGACCUGGUUUGAAUCCAUCGUGGUAAACGGUGGAAGAUUAAUUCAUUAAACCAGUUGAAUUAAAACGAAGCCAGUUUUGUAAAAUCCCAUAUGGUUCAGUCAUGCCCUUUAGGGAAAGAAAUCUGCCGAUCUUGCUUGGUCUGCCUUACAUUACCCAGAGCAUUGUGGAUGGCUCUUAACUGCUCUCUGGGAAACUAGGAAUGAGCACUAAUUUGUGGCCUAGCCAGCAAUGUCCAUAUCCGAUGAACGAUAAAAAUAUUCCUGAUACAGUCCUUCCAUUCCAACUAGUUAGACCAUGGAAUUGUACCGCGGGUUUCUCCAAAGAUUCCUAGAGGAAUGCAUCGCCAUUUAGACAACAGAUCAGCACGGUGUACUGUCAAGGGGUUAAAGCAUAAGCAUUAUUUAGCCUCAGACUAAAGGUCUGUUGUCAGAACCUAGUUUCUGAAAUCACUUGUAAAUAUAUUGUGGUUCUUGGCCAUCUUUUGACUCUUAACUGGGGGACUGGGGGGUGGGUGGUGUUCUUAGGCUUGUGUGUACUGUUCAUGUGAAAAAGCUGCCUCACUUGUUAGGCAUCUCAUUUCAGUUCAUGAGCACGUAAUAACUAGUUCUGUACUGAGGCAGUGGCUGAAUCAAAAUAUAUCUCGAUCCUCCCAGUGCUUUUCAAAGGCAUUAAAAAUCUUGUUGCAUUCAAUUCUACUGCUUAGUUUCUUAUCUUGCACAUGCAAGAAGUCUUGCCAUUACAAAAGGCCAAGUGGCCUCCUUCCUGAGUGUAAAUUUUAGAUGAUUAGCUAUUCAUAAAGGAAAGAGUCCUUAUUUUGCUUUCACUGUUAUACAUUUUUAAAAAUCAGUUAAUGUUCUUGACUUCACUAUUUUCAUAGUCUCAAAUGGACCUCUAUUGCAAUGAAUGCCUUCAAGAUUAUCUGCUUCCUUUUACAUGCCAAAUUCUUGUUUAUUCUCAGUAAUUCUAGUUAUCUCUGCAGUCCAAUUUCACACAAGCAGCAAUGUUCUCAUAGGUAGUGGAACUGUUCUUAUACUGCAAAAUUUCAUCAUCUAAAAGGUGAUUUUAUUCUCAAAUCUAAACUAUUUCCCAUUGCUAAGAUUCUAAUCUGUUUCUAUUUUCAACAAAUGAUCAAUGAUCCUCUGUAAACUUUACUUCUCCUUGAUGGUGAGUGACAAAUAUCACUGUACACAAGACAUGCUUCUUAUGUUGAAAUCACAUUGCAUUAGAGUCUCAUGGGGCUUAACUGGUUAAAUUAUAAGGAUAGUUGUAUUAGCUUGCAUUCCUUAAAUCAGAGAAAAUUGUGAGGUGAACUAAUUGAAGUGUUUAAGAUGCUGAAAGGAUUCAAUUGUGUAGUACAGAAAAGCUAUUUUCUCUGUUGCAGGAAGUGAGAUCAGGAGGAUAUAACCUUAAAAAUUAGAGCUAGGCCAUUUAGGAAUUAAAUCACAAACGUUUUUAUUCAUGCAGUUGCAUUAGAAAUCUGGAAUCCUUUCCCCAAAAGCCUAUGAAUGCUCCGUCAGUUGGAUCUUUGUGGCCAGAGGUCAACAACUAUUAAGUAAGGAAAACAGGAUUUGGAAGCAAGGCAAUCAAAUUUAGUUGAGGUAUCAAUCAGCCAUGACUAACUGAAAGUUGAUCAGGUGCGAGGGACUGAAUAUUCUAAUGCUUUUCCCAUGUUCCUAUCUCAAAAUUAGAAUUCCUUGCCCUUAGCUUUUUCAUCCUUCUGCAGUGUUUUACACCUAGCUUGGUGCUUUCUAAUAAUACUUGCUGUAUUCCUCUGAUCCGGUCUUCCCUGCAAAGACUAUUAAUCCUGAUUCUGAAUUUAAUUUAAGAAAAUAAAAGAACCAACAAGACACCGUUCCUCAUGCCUCUGGAACUGUUGGAGUUAAGACCAUAACUCUAUUGUCUGGAUGGUCAGUCUGACUCAUGCGCUGACAGUAAAAUAAAUAUCACUUGCCAAAUAACCCUGAUUGUUGGUGAGCUUUCUGCUGUUGUUCAUUUACUUAAUAAUCAGUUAUUAACUUAUAGUUUGUUUUAUUUAGGAUGUGAUACUACAAUUUAUUGCAUGAAAAUUCAUUGCUAUCUUUUUGUCUUUUAAAUAAAGUUAAAAUAAUAUUUUCUAUUCAUUUGAAGAGAAUAAGGUAUUGUAUAUAGUCAUGUAAAUAUUAUGGAUAAUUUUACUGGUCUGCUGUACUUUAAAAGUGCAUUUAUUUCUUCAUUUUCUUGUUACAAAAGAUGUAACUGCUAUUGUGCCUUGUACUACAAAAAUGUAUAAACUGUGAUAAACAGCAGUAUGUGCAUAUAUAUUUUGUGACUUUAUAUAAGACACAUAUAUUCUGCUGCUAACCCAUUACUUUAUUGCAAAUUCAAAUAUUUUUAACAGCUUCUGAGAGCCAGGGUGCUUGUAAACUAUUGUCCAUGCAUUUUCUUUUUAAUUUACACUUUAAUCUGU